Orbilia oligospora ATCC 24927 is the source of this 456-nucleotide messenger RNA. RefSeq lists its product as uncharacterized. The coding region runs from base 1 to 456 and encodes 151 amino acids. The record is from RefSeq and is a predicted model, not a curated record. The transcript has a single exon. Lineage: Eukaryota; Fungi; Ascomycota; Orbiliomycetes; Orbiliales; Orbiliaceae.
AUGAUCGCUCCUCUCUCGCCGCCCUCGCGCCAGGCCGUCAUCCACGCCUACCGCAAUCUUCUCCGGGCAGGCCUGCGUGCAGUUCAAUACUCCUCCCCGGCUCGCUAUGGCCUUCGCUCGAAGCUCCGACACGCCUUUAGUGACGAGACUGCCCCCAUCCUGCAGCCCAGUGCCGGCGGCGCACCCGCCCGGACUCAAAGGUUCCCAAAGACUUUCUCGCAAACCCGUAUCGACAAUACCGUCCGUUUCUUAAACACGGCUGCUACCCGUCUGGGCAUGGAGCAUACCAUUGUGAAGCAUCUUUGUUUCGUCGAGUGGCGUCGAGAAAUCAGCAGAUUGCCCAGGUCCACUACUGUCAUGAAACCAUCCGAUUGGGACACACUGGCUAUAACAUUUGAUGAAUAUGAUGAUACGAUUAGGAUGCUGAAUGAGACUAUGGAGCUCGAGUUGCGAUAG